Aaosphaeria arxii CBS 175.79 is the source of this 622-nucleotide messenger RNA. RefSeq lists its product as uncharacterized. Bases 24 to 269 code for a protein of 81 amino acids. NCBI's taxonomy places the organism in Eukaryota, Fungi, Ascomycota, Dothideomycetes, Pleosporales. The record is from RefSeq and is a predicted model, not a curated record. The transcript has 6 exons.
ACAGAACUUUUGCAAAUCCGAUCAUGUCGGCAUCGCUUGCACCAGAAUGUAACGAAGUGAAAGAACGUUACGACAACUGUUUCCUGAAGUGGUACAGCGAGAAGUUUCUUCGAGGAACAUCUACCUCGGACGAAUGCGAGCCGUUAUUCAAGCAGUAUGAACAGUGUCUGACUAAAGCUCUAAGAGCGCGAGGGAUCGACAGCAUGCUCAAAGAUGCACGAGAAGAUAAUCGUGACAAUGACGCCGAGCAUAUGAAGCCGAGACGAUAAAUGAUGUAGCCCCCUCUCUUCGCCAAUGGGAGAUCAUGAUUUCUAACAUGUUUGUUCCAAAUCGCUUUCCACAAUGUUGACGAUACAAACUACCUCAGUUUGACCCCUACGCCUUCUGGAAGUCUUUGGUACUUCCAAGUCUUGUAAACAUAUUUUCAUUGUAUCAUCAUGUCCACCCAGUUUGUAGUCUUUCACAGAAGCCUGGCAGGAGUGUAUGCAUUCAAAGGGCGGUACAACUUAAACCGUUAAAAGAUAGAUCAAUAAUGGCAGUGGUAUCCAUCAUGCACCGUACGCUGACAAUGCUUGCCUGCUGGUGAGCAAUCGAAUGCGGAUGUGACAACUUUUAUUCUAAC